Messenger RNA from Prunus dulcis (almond), 1888 nucleotides. RefSeq names its product protein IQ-DOMAIN 14-like. The transcript has 4 exons. The record is from RefSeq and is a predicted model, not a curated record. Lineage: Eukaryota; Viridiplantae; Streptophyta; Magnoliopsida; Rosales; Rosaceae. Gene Ontology annotation, molecular function: protein binding. The coding region runs from base 367 to 1599 and encodes 410 amino acids.
AAGAAGCAUAAUACUCUGAAGGGUUUUUGAAAGAGAAGCUUUUGAAAAAGAAAACAAAAUUCGGAAAAUAUUCACGGGAUUGUCAGUGGGUAAUUGGGUAUCUUUCAUUUUGAGUACACGUUGCUCCAGAAAGUUGAGAUUUUUAGUGAGAGAGAGAGAGAGAGAGAGUAGAAAUAGAUAGAGAGUGAAGCGGUGGUGGUGGUGCCUUUUGUCGUUGUAGUUUUGCCAAGUUUAGUCAGAAGACAAAGUGGGAGUAAAUUCGGCGCUUUUUUUGAAUUUAAGAUUUUAAGGAGGCGGUGUGAAGUGAAGUGGUGGGGACAUCUGGCUUGUAUCUUCAGAUUCUAGAAAGAGAGAAAGAGCAAAAAUAUGGGGAGAGCUACAAGAUGGUUGAAGGGCUUGUUGGGGAUGAAGAAAGAGAAAGACCAUGUUGGCAAUACAAGCACUACGUCUGGUGAUCGGAAGGAGAAGAAACGGUGGAGUUUUGCCAAGUCGGGGAAAGACACAGGUAGUACAAUUGAUCAUGUGACAAACAAUCUUCCACCAAAUGUUCCUGUCCCCGACUCUGCUUGGCUCAGAUCCUAUCUUGCUGAGUCAGACAAGGAGCAGAACAAGCACGCAAUUGCGGUGGCUGCUGCCACCGCAGCUGCUGCUGAUGCCGCUGUGGCCGCGGCUCAGGCGGCCGUGGCGGUUGUGAGGCUGACAAGUCAAGGCGGUGGACUCAUGUUUGGAAAAAAAGAGAGAUGGGCUGCAAUGAAGAUUCAAACUGUUUUCAGAGGCUAUCUGGCACGAAAGGCACACCGAGCUCUUAGAGGACUGGUUAAGUUACAGGCUCUUGUUAGAGGCUAUCUUGUUCGGAAACGGGCUGCUGCUACUCUUCACAGUAUGCAAGCUCUUUUUAGAGCACAGACAACUGUCCGAUUCCAGCGGGCACGGCGUUCUUUCAAUAAAGAGAACAGGUUUCUACCUGAAAUCAAAGCCCGGAAGUCCGUUCAGGAAAGAUUUGACGAUGCAAGAAGUGAAUUUUAUAGCAGGAGGCUAUCUGCAACUUAUGAAACUUCCAUUAAUGGCUUUGAUGAAAGCCCAAAAAUUGUGGAAAUUGACACAUUCAAAACCAGAUCCAGGUCUCGUAGAUUCAACACCAUACUAUCUGAAUGUAGUGAAGACCUGCCUUACCAAACAAUCUCAUCACCACUUCCCUGUCCAUUUCCAACCCGUAUUUCUAUACCUGAUAGACAGAAGCCUCAAGAUUUUGAAUGGUGCUUUAAUGGUGACGAAUGCAAGUUCUCUACUGCCCACAACACUCCGCGGUUCACAAACUCUUUUCGAUCCAAUGCUCCCAGUACACCAGCCAAGAGUGUUUGUGGAGACAGCUUCUUUCAGCCUUACUCAAACUUCCCAAACUACAUGUCAAGCACUCAAUCAUUCAACGCAAAGUCAAGGUCCCACAGUGCCCCUAAGCAAAGGCCGGAACCAGGGCCGAAGAAGAGGCUUUCGCUUAAUGAAAUGAUGGCAGCAAGAAACAGCAUAAGCGGAGUUCGAAUGCAUCGAUCGUGUAAUCAAGUCCAAGAAGAAGAAGAGGAAGAAGUCUUGAAUUAUUGAGCAAGCUGCAAUUAGAAAGGUCCUCUGUCUUUGGUUAAAAUCAGGGAGGGCUUUGCAUAGAAGAUGGUAAAAAAAAACAGAUUGGAGAGAAGAACUUCUCUGUGCCUUAUUUUCCCCACUUUAGUAUUAACAAUGAAUAGGGUAGAACACAGAGUGCUUGUGUAAAUUCUUUUUUUUUUUUCCUUCCAUUUUCCUUUUUCUCAACAGUUUCUUUCAAAUUGUGUCUUAUGAUCUAAUGAGUAAAUGAGAUGAAAGGAGCUUCUACAUGUUAAUUUUCUGAGAAUCACAA